GCCCAAGCCGAGUCCUGUGCCCUUUGCCACGUUGCAUCACAGGGCUGAGAGAGGGGAAGUGGGCGCCUCUGUUCGUCGCAGAGUCUCCUCGGCGUCCACACGCCCUGCAGCAUCUCUGCUUGCACUGACACCCCCCUCCGUGGCCGAUCGACUAGGAAAAAGCCUGUGUCGUCUCCGAGUGCUGCAGGUGUUGUCAACUCUGUCCUUGCUCAGCCUGCGAGUACCACAACUGAGCCCUCCUACGGCCAUGAACAAUUGCGUGACCUUCGGCUCAGAGCAGACCUUCCUCCCUGUGCUCUAUGGGGGUGUCUUCUGUGUGGGGCUGCCUGUCAACUGCCUGGCCCUGUACGGCUUGUACCGGCUGGUCAAGGCUGACUACGCCCUCCCGGUCUACGUCAUCCAUCUCCUGAUCGGCGACCUCCUGCAGAUCCUGACCAUGCCCCUCUGGAUCGACUACUACCGCAGGGGCCACAGCUGGCAAUUCGGGGACGCCGUCUGCAGGCUGGCCAGCUACGCCUUCGGCACCAGCCUCUACACCAGUAUCACCUUCAUGUCCUGCAUCGCCCUGGAGCGCUACCUGGCCAUCGUCCAUCCCCUCCGGUUCCAGGACCUGCCCAAGCUGAAGAUCGCCCACCUGCUUUGCCUGACCUUCUGGGUGGUGGCGAUCGUCAUCCAAGCCCUGGGCUACCACUACGGCUUCGAGAGCACCCAGGGGGGGCUCUGCUUGGAGAACUACCCCAAAAAGAGGGAGUUCCUGAAGUUCCAGUUGAUUGUCAUGCCCUUCACCUUCCUUCUCCCCGUGGUCCUCUUCGGGUUCCUCUCCUUGAGGAUUCAGAGAAGCCUCCGCCGGGAUCCCUUCAUGACUGCCGAGAAGAAGCAGAGGAUCAUCAGCCUUCUGGUGGUGGUCCUGCUCCUCUACGUCCUGAUCUACGGGCCCUACCACGUCACCUCCUACGUCCUCUGCCUCGGGAUGCUGCAGGCCAGGCACAGCUGCGAGUACGAGGACCGGGUUUUCCUCUGUCUGCGGAUCACACUGGGGAUCCUUAGCCUGAACCCCGUCCUAGACCCCGUCAUCUACAUCUUCCUCCGGCAUGAUGUGCGGGAGACGAUGGACUCCUUCCCCCUGUUGCGCCGCCUGCUCAGUCUAACGAGCACCUCCGGGAAGGCGACGGGCGAUCAGGAGCCUGACGCCAGCACCCAUCUCGGGUCCGACAUACAGCUGGGGGAAUGAGGUCCGCGGUCUGCACGGGUCAGAGCAUUCGGACCCCCCGAAGCAGAUGAAGAGAGUCUUGGUACUUGCGCAAAUUAAAGUAAAACAGGUCAGGAACGAGAAGAGGUCUUUCAGUCCAUCUAGCUCAUUGGCUCUUUGGCAGUUAAUUGAUCUGGGGAUUUCAUUCUGGCUUUUCUUGAAAGAAGGCUGGGUAUCAGCUUCCACGAUGUCGGCUUCAACAGGUAGCCCGUUCCUUCCUCUUACCUCCCGUGUGUGAAGAAGAAAGGCUGUAGGCAGCCCUUUUCCUACUCCCACCACCCCCUGCGCAAAGCCAUUUCUCCUGUCCUGGCUGAAGGAUAGUGUCUAGCCAUGUCACGAGAAAAGCCAGAGUACUGGCUGCAGCACCAUGGGUGGGGCAGCUUGUUCCACACUCCCGCCACCUUGCGUGUAAAGAGGCGCCUCCUGUCCUGAUGGGGGGGGGAUUUCACCUCAGCUUGCGCCCCGACUACCAGAGGGUUUGCCUUAACUUUCCCGGGCCAGCCCAUGCCACAGAUUUCAAACCUGUGGAAAACCCAUGGAUGUUGAUGGUGAUGUUGAUGGUGGGACAUGACAUUGUCCUCGUCUGACAUGCCAGCAAAGGAAAGCCUGACAAGAUAAGUUGCACACGUUUCACACCUGUGGAAUAUAUAGUGCUCAUGCUGUUCUGGGAGGGUUGUUCCUACUUGUUGUUGCCUGUGAGAAAAGCAGCACUUGGGUUUGCAGGCAUAAGUUCUAGUCCCCUGUGUGUGAAACAAUAUCACUCGCUGAAUUAAGUGUAAAAAGUGUGAUUUUUCAUCAACAUUUAUUAAUCUACACAGUUCUCCGUCUCUUUUAAGGCGAUUGAAUAUGUAUAUCCAUGAAAGUACACUAUGAGUAUUCUUUAGCUCUGAUGAAGUAAGACAACAAACAUCCAGGGUGCCAAUACCUAAGUCAGCAAAUUCAACCAAGUAAAUAUACUAGCAGGGCAAGAUUGUAUCCCCAGUUUUAAAAAAAACAUUUGUUUUUCUGCCCCCAAAUCAAUUCUCACUGUUUCCAUUAUAUAUUCAGUAAUGACAUAUAUUGAUGUAUCUUUGAUAUACUGUUCUAAUACUAUCGUUUCUUGCUUUUAAAGACUGAAUCGAUAAAGUUAAAAAAAAGUUAAUACAACUAUCAAUCAUCUGUGCACAUUAAUGGCUUGAAAAUAAUACUGUAAGA
Lepisosteus oculatus (spotted gar) is the source of this 2443-nucleotide messenger RNA. Its product is annotated as G-protein coupled receptor 4-like. NCBI's taxonomy places the organism in Eukaryota, Metazoa, Chordata, Actinopteri, Semionotiformes, Lepisosteidae. Gene Ontology annotation, molecular function: G protein-coupled receptor activity. Gene Ontology annotation, cellular component: membrane. Gene Ontology annotation, biological process: G protein-coupled receptor signaling pathway. The record is from RefSeq and is a predicted model, not a curated record.